UCCAUUUAUACCACGACUGUGCUCCGCCGAGGCAGAUAAAAAACGUAUGCUCCACAAUUGUUUGUAAACCCUUUCAUUCUUGUUCCUGGAAAACAACUUGAUCGCGCAGCACAAACCGGGGCGCCGACUUUAUUCUUGCUCACCAGACUCAAUCGGCCUUUGUCGCCCCCCCACAGAACGCACCAAGGAACCACGGACAAAGACAUGACCCGCAUGACGACGAUGCGGACACGCGAGGCGCCGAUGGAUUGGGAGCGUGAGCAGGACAGGAAUCUGCCCAACAUCUUCUCGACACCCCAACCGCUUGAAUCUGAAUCCACUUUCUCGUCGGCACCGAAACCUCACUCUUCUCCAGCAGCAUUCGGUUCCUUCUCGUCUGAUCUCAGCGGUGGUGGUGGCCCCAAACAGGAAUCGGGUUCUGCAUUUCAGAAUACUGCUAGCAGUCAGGGGUUGCUGAACUCGAACGGAUGGGGUUCAACGAUGCCAAAGCCGUUUCGUCAGGAUUCGCAGGUGUUUUCAUCGUCAGGAUCCACAGUGACGAGACAGGGAUCGUUUUCUCCACCACAUUCCUCUCCAGGCAGCAAUAGCAGCGUUGUUUCAGGAUCUGUUCUGUCAUCCUCGGCUGAUAUUAAUACGUACAAUGGCGCCGGUGGUCGUGUGGGCUCUAGCGGGCAGAGACCGACGUCGAGCUUUAAUAUGGACACACUUAGGAAUGAUAUGCUGGACGAUGAUGAUGAUGAUGACUAUCGCCUGAGUGGCCAUUCACCGCUUGGACGAGCAAUGUCACCAGGAAGUCGCUUGCAGGGAAGCAAGAGUCGAGCAUUGGGUGUACCAACGCAGGGCAGAAUUGCGCCCUCAGGAUCGGGGUUCUGGGAGGACAGUGAUGAACAGGAGGAUCAGGGAGCGUACGGCAGUGAUGAGGGGGAAUCCGCUUUCCAUCAUCGCAAGUCGUGGAACUCAAGCUAUGAUCGGCAGAGAAGACUGCAGAGGGGCGCGUUUGUGGGUCACAAGUCCGGACAGCGUCAUGAGGGCGGCCGUUCUCGAUCGCAAGCCCAAGCCCAGCCGCAGUCUCGGGGCAGAGUCUGGUCCGAGAACGUGGAUCUGCCGUUCAUUUUGGCAGGAUACGUCCAAGUAGCGAUGAAUACGGUGUUUGUGGGCGUAUUGAUCUAUAUCGUCGCAAAUUUCAUUACCACGAUUCAAAGCGAUGUCAGUCUCAGGACUGAGACACUUCUACAGCGAGAACGACAAAGGAGGGCGAAUUGUGAGAAGGAAUAUUAUCAGGUUUAUAGGUGUGAUAAACCUAUUGGUGCGGCUUUAUUCACAGUAUGCGAGGAUCGUAAAGCCUGUAUGGAGCAGCCAGAGCCGAGGAUCGGAAGAGCAUCUGUUGCGGCCGAAACUUUUGCGUUGAUCGUGAACUCUUUCGUACACACCAUUUCAUACAAGACCAUGGUUUUUGUAUUGGUUAUCGUGUUCGGCGGGCUAUAUAUCUCUAACCACGCGAUUUCGUCCUAUCGGUCCAACCACGUCAUGCACCAGCAGCACACCGUUGUCCCUCCCUCCAAUUCCUCGUCUUCGACCUCUAAUUCUGGAUUGAAUCCUCCUUUUAACCCGAAUGGAUCAAGAAGGAACGACCAUUCAUCUGGCAUACUGCCAUUUCCUGCGUCUAGGGAUGGCUCGGCGUUCGGCAGGCGAGAGCUAUCGUUUGGAAACGGAUUAUCGUUGCAGAAGGGCAGAGGUGCUGUUGGAAGUUCUUCUAGGGAUCUGACGAUGCGACGGCACGAGUCCCAAUCUUUACACCACGACUCGGAAGACGAUAAUCACAAUAUGGAAAUAUAGUCAUCUCCAAUAGAAAUAAAAAAAAAUAAAAAAGAGGAGCCAGAAGGAUACCAGUUCCAACAUGAGCAUUGUUCAAAGAGAUA
Messenger RNA from Gamsiella multidivaricata, 1919 nucleotides. Its product is annotated as Di-sulfide bridge nucleocytoplasmic transport domain-containing protein. Gene Ontology annotation, cellular component: nuclear membrane; nuclear envelope. Bases 205 to 1836 code for a protein of 543 amino acids. The record is from RefSeq and is a predicted model, not a curated record. NCBI's taxonomy places the organism in Eukaryota, Fungi, Mortierellomycota, Mortierellomycetes, Mortierellales, Mortierellaceae. The transcript has 6 exons. Gene Ontology annotation, biological process: lipid homeostasis; nuclear envelope organization.